Molecule: messenger RNA, 203 nt
Organism: Funneliformis mosseae
Lineage: Eukaryota; Fungi; Glomeromycota; Glomeromycetes; Glomerales; Glomeraceae
Source: the annotation of a GenBank genome assembly
UUGUGAAGGGUAAUAAAGAACAUUCAGAAUGUUUAGGAUAUCUUUGUGACUGUGAGGAAUUUUAUACUGAUGAACCAAGAUUUGAUAAAUCAGCUAUUUAUGAAAAACUAUUGGAAGGAGUUCUAUUUCGUCCAUAUUUUAUUGAUCUUGAAUUAGUACAUAUUUUUGUGUUUAAAAUUGCGAAAUCUAAGAAUAAUCAAUAA